Melanaphis sacchari is the source of this 2023-nucleotide messenger RNA. RefSeq names its product GATA zinc finger domain-containing protein 8-like. The transcript is spliced from 11 exons. The coding region runs from base 386 to 1798 and encodes 470 amino acids. The record is from RefSeq and is a predicted model, not a curated record. Lineage: Eukaryota; Metazoa; Arthropoda; Insecta; Hemiptera; Aphididae.
AUGCAAGAAGCAUAACCUAUAACCUAUAAGAAUACCGAAUAUUAUAUUACUGCCGUCGACAAUUGAGUAUUGACAUUCAUUCGCUUAUUAUUUUCAUUUUUCCGUACGGUCUCAAUGGUCUCAUACUCUCAUCGUAAUCACCGUGUUAUAUAGUGUAUUAACUUUUAAGUAUUUCGUUUGCACCGUUAUUUGCUUUUAAAAUAGGUAACUACCUAAUAAAACUAUAAAAGUGUUGUGUAAAUAUAUUGUUGUCUGUUGAGUUUACAAUAGCUGUCUAUAAGCAUAGAACAUAUUAUGUACCUACUAUAAUAUUCACUAUUAAGGUAUGUAAGUGCACACUUGUUAUUAAAAUCUUUUGUUACAUCUACAUCAGUACAGUUUUAUUAUGUCUUCAACGCAAUCUAAUAAUGCUCAAUCAAAUGCCAAUAACGCCAUUGACUCUCAUCAAGAUAUGUCUAUUCCACCCAUUCAACCAAUUCAAUGGGUUGUUGGAUACUUUGAAAAUGAAAAUAAAUAUUCAGUGAUCCCUUCAAAUUGGUUGAUUAUGGUAAAUAAUACUUGGUUCUCAAAGUGGCCGAACAGUUUAAACAUGGGCACAGUAAAAUCAAAUAUACAAAAUGGUACAGAACCUAGUAAAAGCUGGAAAUGUUUUCCAGUUAGAACUUAUGAAAAAUAUAGUACAUACAAAGAGGCAUCUUUACGUGAAAAAGAAUUAUUUUCAUGUUCUGAACAGUCAGACAGUGGAGUUAUGGUCAAUAAAAAAAGGAAGAAAAUCCCCAGUGUUCGUCUAUCAAAUUUUUUAGAAGACAGCAAUAGUGGUAGUAGCAGUGCAGAAGAGUCCCCUGUUAAAAUAAUUAAAGCCAAAUCAAAAAGUUCUACACCUCACCCUAGAAAAUCUUUAGAUUUUAACUCUAUGCCUUCUAAUAUUGUUGCAGAUGCUAUGGAUACAUUGUAUAAUAAUGGUGAACAUUUUUCUCAGCCUAUAAAAAGCUUUAUUAAUCAUAAUCCUACUGAUCACUUAGAAAUGCUUCAAUCAAACUUAAGUGAAAUUACCGCUUCAUCACUCCCAGAUAAUUCUAAUGAAAUACAUAGUGGAAAUACAGCUUCUUUAAUUCCAGAUAAUCAUCAUCAAUCAUUUGAAAAUUUUAAUAAUUCUAUGAUAUUCAAUAACAACACAACAUUGCAUUUGGGUGGCAAUACAGGUUUGCAAACAAAUCCACCGAACUUCGAUUCAUUGAUUAAUAACUCGUGUGAAAAUUUCCAGGUGACCAAUGAUGACAACAGUAUUAUUUUAAAAUCUGUUCUGGAAUAUGUUAAACGAAUUGAUAGUAGGUUGUAUAAAAUAGAAGAAGAGCUGAAGCAUGGAAAUCAAAAUAUUAUGCAACAAAAACCAUUAAAUGAUGAAUUUGUAUCUCUAUUUCCAAUGAAAGAACCAUCAGAAAUAACAAAUGUUGAUUUAAGAUUGGAAAAUAGUCCUGAAUUUGAAAAACAAUUUAAAAUGUUUAUGAAAACCAUCAGUGGAGUUAAAGUAAAAAACUUUGUAAAAAGGGUGUUAAGUCGGCUUUUUACAAAUAAAUUAGCAAUGAAUUGUUCUUGGUGCGGACUACAAGGAAACUUUGGUCUACAGAAGUUGAGAAUGUUUAGUUUAAUGAAUGGUGUAUGUAAAACUAUAUUCAACGAUUGCACCGACUCCAUGUUCGAAGAAUUGGUGAAGGAAUGGUUUAAACAUGGAAAACAGCGUUAUUUCAGAGAAAAUAAAAAUAAUAAUGUUACAUCGAGUUUUAAUGCAACAAUGUAAAAAGAAAAACAAAAGCUCCUGAAACCAUGUCAAAAAGGCAUUUUGAAAGGCACAUUAAAUCCAUCAUUCAAAAUCAGUCACCAUGUUCCACAUCAUCAUCUACAAGUGUAAAUAUUAUACCAAACAGUAAAUCAAUGUCAUCAAAUAGUACUUCUGCAAGUAGCACAAGUAACUUAAGUAAACAAUUAUUAGUCUCAGAUUCUGAAGUUAUAAAUAAUAGUCAUA